UCCUAUCAGCUGACUAUUGUGACGGUACGAAGAGCGGUAAAAGGUAUAAGGUCCAUUGUAAAGAUAUAAGAAUUCUAACUCUCGGUUAAAAAUGUCUUCAAAUGAAACAGAGGAGUACAUCCAAAAUACCACAAAACUGUUCAAAGACCUUUGCAAUAUCCCUACAAUAAGCAAGGGCUGUUUGUACUUUACUGAGAAUCAGCAAGAUAAAGGAAAGAUUGAUGCAAGUGUCACAUCACAGUGGAGUCAAAGGGAUCUAGUCAGAUUAGAAAAUAGAGCAUUUCAAAGGAACCAUAUUGUGACAUGUGAUAGAGAUCCUAGAAAAUUAGGGCCUGUCCAGGAACCAUCAUUUCCUGUUGAGCUGCAACAUGUUCAACUUUCAAGUACAUCGCCGUCAGGAAAGUUUCAAGCUGUGGUAAAGAAAAUACCUGCUACAAAGAAAGAUGAGGAAAAGCAAUAUUUGGAGAUCUGGUCAUGCCAUAACAUGAUAAAAUGCUUUGAUAUCAAGGCUCUUGAUAAACAUGGAGACAUCUGUGAAGACUCCCAGUUCAGUAGCAUGCAGUGGUCUCCAUCUGAAGAACAACUUCUUUACGUAGCUGAAAAGAAGAAGGAGAAAAGUGCUUUGUACUUUGGAAAUACUGAAGAAGAUAAAGAAUCAUCAAAACCACCAGCCAAAAAGGGGGAUAAAUACGAGUAUGAAGAAAACUGGGGGGAACUUCUUGUCAAGCGGUGUCAUCCAGUGCUUGUAGUUCUCAACAUAUCAACAGAUAAUGUAACAGUUAUUGAUGGAAUUCCUGAGGAAUUGUCAGUUGGUCAGGCAGUGUGGGCUCCAGAGGAAAAGGGUGUAGUUUUCUGUGGAUGGUGGCAUGUUCCAUACAGGUUGGGCUUGGUAUACUGCACUAACAGGAGAAGUGGUAUUUUCUAUGUUUCCUUGGAUGGUAGUGACUUUGAACAACUAAGCAAAGAAGGAGAUGCAGUUUUUUCACCAAAUUUCAACCUGAGCAUGGACAAAUUGAUAUAUCUUGCUAGGAAUGAAAAAGGAGUACACAAGUCUUGCACUGAACUCAUAGAGAUUGACUGGAAAUCUAAGACAAGUUCUGUGGUCGUCGAUAUAGUGCAAACACCAGAGGAAACCCUGUUUACAGAUAAUGGUUUUCCUGGUAUCUUUACAAUGGGAUUUCCAACGAGAUGCUGGAGUACUGAUGGUACCAAGGUUGUUUUAAGUAGUUUCUGGAGAAGUAGUAUGAAAAUUUUAAUUGUUGAUUUACCGUCAAAAUCAGUCGCCCAUUGCACAAAAGAAAGUGGCUGCUGGAAUGUGCUAGAUGUUCACAAGGACUUUAUAUUGGCUUCUUUUAGUUCUCCAAGUCAACCUCAAAGACUGGUGAUGGCUCCAAUACCUAAACAUGGUGAAGCUGUUGAUUGGACAGUCAUAGCGGGACAAGAUGCAAUUGAUGUUAAAUGGGAAAUUAUAAAACUGACGUAUGACACUCAAGAAGACUCAGACAAGGAGUAUGAAGCAGUUYUAAUUCARCCUUCCAAUGGUAAAACCAAGCCAGAUAUCAUUCUACAUGCGCAUGGUGGACCACACUCAUGCUAUCCUUCAAAUUUUAUGAAUGAGUUUGCAGUGUUUUGUAGGCUUGGUUAUGCUGUAUUGUCAGUAAAUUACAGAGGGUCAUUAGGAUUUGGGCAGCAACCAUUAGAGUCUCUGAUUAGUAAUAUUGGAACACAAGAUGUGAACGAAGUCAAGUUCGCAGUUGAUACAAUUCUUAAAAGAGGAGAAUACAAUCGAGAGAAUGUGUUUGUAAUGGGUGGUUCUCAUGGCGGGUUUCUAGCUUGCCAUCUUGUAGGACAGUUUCCUGAUUUUUUUCGCGCUAUGGCCACACGAAAUCCCGUUGUCAACUUACUUUCUAUGUUAGGGACGUCUGACAUUCCAGACUGGAUAUUCGAGGAAUCUGGAUUAUAUUUUAACCCAGAACUUUUAACUGACGCCGAUACGUACUCCAAACUACUUGAAUGUAGCCCUAUAAGUCACGCGAAAAAGAUUAUCACUCCAACAUUGUUGAUGCUUGGUGCGGUUGAUUUGCGCGUCCCUCCCUCUCAAGGGAAAGAAUUGUACCGCACUUUGAAAGCGAGGGGAGUAGAAGUUAGGCUUCUAGUUUAUCCAGAGGAUAGCCAUCCGUUGAACAAAGUAGAAACUGAAAGUGACGCAUUUGUCAACAUCGCAAGAUGGUUUUAYGAGCACCGAAAAGUACAAUGAAUAAUGACAAUAAAUUAUUAUUAAAGUAAU
Exaiptasia diaphana is the source of this 2287-nucleotide messenger RNA. RefSeq names its product acylamino-acid-releasing enzyme. NCBI's taxonomy places the organism in Eukaryota, Metazoa, Cnidaria, Anthozoa, Actiniaria, Aiptasiidae. The record is from RefSeq and is a predicted model, not a curated record. Gene Ontology annotation, molecular function: serine-type endopeptidase activity. The coding region runs from base 92 to 2257 and encodes 721 amino acids. Gene Ontology annotation, biological process: proteolysis. The transcript is spliced from 25 exons.